Molecule: messenger RNA, 1762 nt
Organism: Daucus carota subsp. sativus
Lineage: Eukaryota; Viridiplantae; Streptophyta; Magnoliopsida; Apiales; Apiaceae
Product: transcription factor MYB41
Exons: 4
Coding region: 113-1129 (338 amino acids)
Source: RefSeq, a predicted model, not a curated record
CGGUAUCUGCAUUCAAUAUGGAUGCUGGGAACCCCACUGGAAUCAAUCAAGGGGCUUCUGAUUUUGGAAUCUACACAUAUCUUAGAUAUACUACAUUAAGGAGCUAGCUGAAAUGGGAAGAGCGCCUUGUUGUGAUAAAAAUGGAUUGAAGAAAGGUCCAUGGACGCAGGAGGAGGAUGCGAAACUCGUGCAAUACAUUCAGGCAAAUGGACCUGGCAACUGGAGAAAUCUUCCCCAGAAUGCUGACCUUCAAAGAUGUGGAAAGAGUUGUCGCCUUCGAUGGACAAACUACUUAAGGCCUGAUAUCAAGAGAGGGAGGUUCUCUUUCGAAGAAGAAGAAGCAAUAAUCCAGUUACACAGAGUCAUGGGAAACAAGUGGUCAGCAAUUGCAGCUCACUUGCCAGGAAGAACUGAUAAUGAAAUAAAAAAUUACUGGAACACUCAUAUCAGGAAGAGGCUUCUUAGGAUGGGUGUUGACCCUGUGACUCAUAGCCCUCGCAUUGAUUUCCAUGACCUAUCAAACAUUCUGGGCUCUGCUCAGCUCAACCUAUCAAACUUAUUGGGGCUUCAAACCGCGGUGAGUCCAGAAUUGUUAGGCCUUGCUAAUUUGCUGUCAUCCAGUCAGUACCAAAACCCAGAUUUAUCGUUUUCACUACAAAAACUUCAACAACUUGAUAACAUUAUUAAGAAUGGAGAUCAAGUGCAAAGCCUUUACUCCAAUCAAUACCAAAAUCUAACUCAAGUAGUGUCGCCUAGUAUUGUAAAUCAAGCGCUACUUAUGGAAGGCAACAUUGGGCAGUAUUUAAGUCCAACAAACUCGGGCUUUGAAAAUUUACAAGGAAAUCAAACAUCUUUAACUGCCCUACAGAACAUGGGCUACUCAGCAUGCAUGGCUGAUGAAAAUUUAACAGAGAGUCCGGACUCACAAUUGAUAAGCAACGAUCAAAGUCGUCAUUUUGAUUCAGGUUUCUCGACACCUAAAUCAAACUCAACGUCAACUCCCUUGAAUUCAUCAUCAACAUUCGUUAAUAGCAUUAGUAAUAAUGAGAAUGCGGGAGACAGAUUUUGCAGCAACGAGCUCACGUUUGAAAUCCCGGAGAGUUUUAAUUUUGACGAAUUUAUAAUGUAAACAGUAUCUCGUGUGAUGAUGGAUUUAUGUAUAGUAUUUGACGCACAUACUCAACUGUGUUCGUAGUCUUCUUCAAUCUGAAUUUUGCUCGUAUACGUUCGGAGUUCGGAUACAUAAAAUGAGCUAGAUACAUAAAAGCUUAGCAUGUGCCCUGAACACACACUAGAUCAAUCAUUAAAAUAAAUAGGCAUUUUCAACACACCUUGACUAGUGUUUCUUUAAUUUAUAUGUGCUGAUCCCAUCAUUCUUAUUCGCAGCCUGUAUUUAUUUCCCGUGCCCUCUGAAUUAUUAUUUUUCUCAAUUUUCCUUAUAGCAAAAACUCCACAAUACAAAGAAUUAUGAAGAUGCUAUCUAUGCAACUAUAAUUACGGGAUAAAUAUCAAGUUGGUGACUCGUUUCGUCCAAAUGUAUCAAUUGAGUGACUGAUUUCCAAAUUGACUCAAAUUAGACACUCAUUAGAAAAAUUUGUAUCAAAAAUAUUACUCUAUCGUUAGUCGAAAUUUUGAAAAUAUUAUAUAUUGAGUUUCACACAUUUUUUAUGAAUGGUAUUACAUCCAAAUGAAAGAUUCCGAGUCCUAUUAUUUUUGCUAAUUUAUUUUUAAUUUUUUGAUUGUUUUAUUUGAUUUAAAUAAA